AUGGAGUGCAAGGCACAAAAGGAGCUGAUUGUGUUGCCAGUGUUUUACAAAAUGGAAUCAAGAGAAGUGAGAUGGGCGAUAAAGGGUUAUGGGAGAGCUAUGGCUAAGCAUGAGUCCAAUUCUGAGAAGGAUCAAAAGGCAGUGGAGACAUGGAAGAAGGCUCUCUUCAAUGCCAAUAACUUGUCUGGUUGGGUUUGCAAUGAUGGAGGUACAGACGUCCGGAACAACUUCCUCCGUGAUCUCUAUGGAGCUCUGAAUCAGAAAGGGAUAUACACUUUUGUGGAUAGCGAGGAGCUCAGGAAAGGAGAGCAAAUAUCGCCGACACUUAUGAGCGUGAUCGAGGAAUCACGUGUCGCGAUCAUCAUUUUUUCCGAGGACUACGCUUUCUCGAGGUGGUGUUUGAAAGAGUUGGCGAAGAUCAUGGAGUGCAAGGCACGAAAGGAGCUGAUUGUGUUGCCAGUGUUUUACAAAGUAGAACCAAGAGAAGUGAGACGGGCGAUAAAGGGUUAUGGGAGAGCUAUGGCUAAGCAUGAGUCCGAUUCCGAGAAUGAUCUAAAGGCAGUGGAGAUAUGGAAGAAGGCUCUCUUCGAUGCCGGUAACUUGUCUGGGUGGGUUUGCAAUGAUGGAGAACCUACAGCUGAAAAACUGAUAGAUAUUGUUAAAUCGGCCUUUUUAAUUGCAUAUACAAAGCGGAGAUAUGCUAGACGAGAUGAAGCAGAGGUCAUACAAAGCAUCGUAAGGGAAUUACCAAUUCAUCUAGAGCGUACACCCUUGGAUGUUGCUAAGUAUCCGGUUGGAAUAGAGUCCCUAGUUGAAGAACUAAAAUCAAUGUCACAAAAAGAGUUGGAUGGUGAUGAUGUUCUCAUGAUAGGUAUAUGGGGACCUGGAGGCAUAGGGAAGACGACAAUCGCUAAAGCGAUAUAUAAUGCUAUUGAAGGACAGUUUCGGGGAGCUAUAUUUUUGGAGCGAGUUAGAGAAACUUCAAACAAUUGCGAUGGUCUAGUUGAGUUGCAAAGAAGACUUCUUUCUCAAAUCUUUCCUCCUAAACAUGUAAUGGUCCGUAGUGUCGCUGAAGGAAUUAGUUUGAUAAAGCUGGAGGAGGCAAUUGGUUUGGCAAAGGAAGUAGAAUCUUUGUAA
Eucalyptus grandis is the source of this 1137-nucleotide messenger RNA. Its product is annotated as TMV resistance protein N-like. The record is from RefSeq and is a predicted model, not a curated record. NCBI's taxonomy places the organism in Eukaryota, Viridiplantae, Streptophyta, Magnoliopsida, Myrtales, Myrtaceae. The transcript is spliced from 5 exons. Gene Ontology annotation, molecular function: ADP binding. The coding region runs from base 1 to 1137 and encodes 378 amino acids. Gene Ontology annotation, biological process: signal transduction; defense response.